Ostrea edulis (European flat oyster) is the source of this 4469-nucleotide messenger RNA. RefSeq lists its product as uncharacterized. NCBI's taxonomy places the organism in Eukaryota, Metazoa, Mollusca, Bivalvia, Ostreida, Ostreidae. The record is from RefSeq and is a predicted model, not a curated record. Bases 278 to 1342 code for a protein of 354 amino acids. The transcript has 2 exons.
CUACUAUCCCUAACAAAACCACGCCCUUGUCUCUGUGAUACACUAAUUAAUAUAAAAUCGGGCUCAAUGUGCAGCCUGUAACAUAGUACGCUAUCCGCUUCAACGAGCGCCGCCAUUAAUACUCCGGUUAGUCCACCUCAGCGACCAAACGACGCGACGCAUUCCAAGGGAUAAACGACUAACACGGUAAGGGUUUUAGAAAUUACCAGACAUAUACCGGCUCGAAGAUUUUGAACAUCUAACGAUGCAGAUUCUUUAAUCCAAGUGAUCCAACAAGAUGGCCAUUUUCCCUGAUUUCCGAGGAAGAGACGGAGUGAUCAAAUACGUUUUAUUAUUGAUGUUAUUAAUCAUAGGAAUACUGACGUUCAAAAAAUUUCAUCAAGGUAAUUUGAAUGAAACGAUUUCAAGCUCUAUGCCUUAUCAAGAAACAUAUCAUGAGCCUCCACCAGGUAUGUUAACUGAAUUAGGAAAAAUUAAGUCCAUUCGUGCGAGCUGUGGAACUUUAUGUGAUACUUCCAGACCAGGCACUCCUGGUCCAUAUUUUAAUCAUGUGACAGCUCCAAUAAAUUGUAAGGCUAUUUAUCGGAAUCCAUACAUUGAUGAAGGUCAUACAUUCAAAGUUCCCCCAAGAGAAAUCCUUCCAGAACUUUGGAAUGACUUUACGAUGGGUAACAGGUUACCUGUUUCUGCUUGGUAUUUUAACCAGAUAUAUUUAGGAUCCACAGCUAGGACUCCUGUCUGGUCAAAAGAAGGGAUUGAUCAGAUGGUUCGGUUAUCAGCAAGAGGUGCACUGGGAGGAAACUAUGGUGCCUCACAGACAAACGCAUUGAGGGAUGGAAUGGAUCAUGCUCCGGGAAUUAAGAAUGGACGUGUAUUAGUAAUUGGUUCAGAAAAUCCUUGGGUUGAGGCGGCAGUUCUUGAAAAAGGUGCAAAAGAAGUCGUGACCUUAGAAUACGGCAGAAUAGAAUCAAGGCAUCCAAAAGUAAAAACGAUGGUUCCAUCUGAAUUCAGUGAGAGCUUUCUGAAUGGUUCACUUGGUUUAUUUGACGCAGUUGUUACUUUUAGCUCAGUAGAACAUUCCGGACUUGGGCGAUAUGGCGAUAGACUGAAUCCAUGGGGUGAUAUAAUAUCAAUUGCACGUGCAUGGUGUGUAACAAAAGUGAAUGGAUCAUUGACCAUAGGAGUCAUGUACGAUAAUGAGAAAGAUUACAUUCAAUAUAAUGCAGCCAGAACUUAUGGAAAAAUAAGAUUUCCUUACUUGUGUACAAAUUGGAAGCAACACUACAGAGGUUCAGGAAUUCAAAGAGUGCAUGUUUUUACCAAAGUGGAUCCUCGGUUCUAGUUAUUGCACUCAAAAUAUGGGUAUCAAAUAGAUAAUUAUUACAUUUGAUUAGGCUACUUAAGAAAGCUUCUACAGCAAUAUUCUUGAUAUUUAAUGACAAGACAUACAACAACUGCACUGGGGAAAAAAAACCCAAGGGGAAUGACAGAAUACAUCUAUAGUCUAUUCCACAUAUAUGUAUAUUGAAGUACUCGUAGUAUAUAUUGAGCUAGCUCUUAUAUUCCAUCGUUAACUUCCCAUAAUUGUGUAGCAAUAUUACAUUAUCAUCUGUUUAUUUGUCUCUCAAUUGAUUGGACACGUGAGAGCAUGUUCUCGGUAUGAUCAAUUUUAAAUCGAGGCAGGCUGCUAACAAAUAUGGUAAAUAAGUUGAUGUUACAGGGGUUUCAAUAGUGUUGUUUAAAGUCAGCAUGUCUCAAAUUCUAUGGUCGUUAUAAUUAUCUAUCACUGGGUCGAAUGUUGUCUAGAUACUGGUUUUCAAAUAUAUAACGGGUUAUUAUGUCUACCUGCUCAGGAUCUAGGGCUCAUGCCGGAUGUGACCGGUCAGCAGGGGAUGCAUACGCCUCCUAAGCACCUGAUCUCAUUUUUGGGAUGUCCAGAGGUCCGAGCUUGUCCUUCUCUUAAUUUUGUAUUCUUUUUAAGAUUCAAAAGAAUUAUAGCUGUUUGUUAUUGAUGUAAAAAUAACUCCCAGUGACGUUCAUAUAGUGCAACAUAUCAUAUAAUGAUUAUAUUGAACUUGUGAUGUACUGAACAAAUCGGGACGGUUGCCUGAAGUUCAUUUUAUCCAGAUCAAAAUUUUGUCAGAUUUAUAGGAGUGUUAUUGUGUAUGAAAUCCAUUGCUUAUAAUGAUUUUCGUUGAAACUUUCUAUAAUAUUAGUGUUCUUAUAAAAUUAAGGUAUGGGGUAAAAUUCAAAAGGUCAACAUUUGUUCGCAUUAUUUAAGGUAGAUCUUUUGUCCAAACUUUGAUAAACUUGCAGGAAUCUCAAUUGCCUCACAUGUUGUAGAACCCUUGUUAUGAGUUUUAUUAAUUUAUAAAUGAUUCAUUGGUUAGAAAUUAAGAUUUCGAUUUAGGUAAAUCAUGCAUGGAUUGAUACAUUAAUUUCAGGGCGUACCCUUGACAAUAUUGUCUAACCUACACUAAAAGUAAAAGGCAAAAAAGUGAAGGUAAUAAACAGUUAUUAAUCUCACAAAAUACAAAAUGAAAACUCCGUAAUUAAAAUCAGUAUGUACAGAACGGCCUACCAGUUGGUAUAAAACACAUUAGGCACCAUUCGACACAAUGAUAGGUUGUGAACGAGGCUGUUAAAACCUCUGUUACAUUAACAUAUUUGUCAGUUGCCUGCCCCGAUCUAAAGAAAAUGAUCAUACACAGAACAUGGUCUUGACUAUUUAACUAGUUGACAAACAUAAACACCAUAUGCAGGUGAUAAUGGAUUAUUCCUAUAUAAAAAUGGUAAAUUGACGAAGCUGAAGUCAUCCAAAUAAGAAGCAGAGUUGGAACACUCUGGUGUUUAACAUAUAGUAUUCUACAGCUGAAACUGCAUACAAUUAGGUACAUAUAAGUAUGUUGGAAUAUGGAUGGUUCAGUAUUUCCGGUUUUCCCUCUGUAUUUAUAAGUAUGUUGGAAUAUGGAUGGUUCAGUAUUUCCGGUAUUCUCUAUGUAUUUGCGUUUAGGUACCUGUAGGGGAUGGAGCAUGUUACCGCAUUUUAAACAUACAACAAACACCGUCAUCUUUUUUCAUUAUCGUCUCCAUUUAUGUAGCAGUGAAUGAGAAACUAGAAUAAAGUGCAAAUACAUAGUUCCAUUGACUGUUUCAGCGUAUUGAUAUAGGAUCUCGAUCACGUGUUUGUUUGUCCGUUGACUGUUUUAGCGUAUUGAUAUAGGAUCUCGAUAACAUGAAUAUGUGUCCGUUGACUGUUUCAGCGUAUUGAUAUAGGAUCUCGAUAGCAUGAAUAUGUGUCCGUUGACUGUUUCAGCGUAUUGAUAUAGGAUCUCGAUAGCAUGAAUAUGUGUCCGUUGACUGUUUCAGCGUAUUGAUAUAGGAUCUCGAUAGCAUGAAUAUGUGUCCGUUGACUGUUUCAGCGUAUUGAUAUAGGAUCUCGAUAACAUGAAUAUGUGUCCGUUGACUGUUUCAGCGUAUUGAUAUAGGAUCUCGAUAGCAUGAAUAUGUGUCCGUUGACUGUUUCAGCGUAUUGAUAUAGGAUCUCGAUAGCAUGAAUAUGUGUGCGUUGACUGUUUCAGCGUAUUGAUAUAGGAUCUCGAUCACAUGAGUGUUUGUCCGUUGACUGUUUUAGCGUAUUGAUAUAGGAUCUCGAUCACAUGAGUGUGUGUCCGUUGACUGUUUUAGUGUAUUGGUAUAGGAUCUCGAUCACACGAGUGUGUGUCCGUUGACUGUUUUAGCGUAUUGAUAUAGGAUCUCGAUAACAUGAGUAUGUGUCCGUUGACUGUUUUAGCGUAUUGAUAUAGGAUCUCGAUAACAUGAGUAUGUGUCCGUUGACUGUUUUAGCGUAUUGAUAUAGGAUCUCGAUAACAUGAGUAUGUGUCCGUUGACUGUUUUAGCGUAUUGAUAUAGGAUCUCGAUAACAUGAGUAUGUGUCCGUUGACUGAUUUAGCGUAUUGAUAUGGGAUCUCGAUAACAUGAGUAUGUGUCCGUUGACUGUUUUAGCGUAUUGAUAUAGGAUCUCGAUAACAUGAGUAUGUGUCCGUUGACUGAUUUAGCGUAUUGAUAUAGGAUCUCGAUAACAUGAGUAUGUGUCUGUUGACUGAUUUAGCGUAUUGAUAUAGGAUCUCGAUAACAUGAGUAUGUGUCUGUUGACUGAUUUAGCGUAUUGAUAUAGGAUCUCGAUAACAUGAGUAUGUGUUUGUUGACUGAUUUAGCGUAUUGAUAUAGGAUCUCGAUCACAUGAGUAUGUAUCCGUUGCAAUGCUCCACCGCUUAGGAAGAACUAUUCUUUCGAAUUCAACCACAACUUCUCGACCAUUCUGCGAAGAAUUAAAAGUACAAUCUCUUGGUGGCUGUGCAUGUUACAUAAUUAUGGUACGAAAAUGUGAUACAUUAUAUGAAAAUUGUUGUUGCUAAUCACUGAUUUAUGAUCUAUUUUAAGAAAGUAUUAAAUAUUAACUACCAGUU